Molecule: messenger RNA, 2943 nt
Organism: Trichobilharzia regenti
Lineage: Eukaryota; Metazoa; Platyhelminthes; Trematoda; Strigeidida; Schistosomatidae
Source: the annotation of a GenBank genome assembly
AAAAUUAUAAAUAAAUUUGUUUUAAAUAAAUUAGCCUACAUUAUGUACCAAUCGAAUCUGUCUAAGUGUAUGUAAGUAUGUUUGCACAAUAAUGUAGCAUUUCUGUGUGAAAAACACAAAGAAAUAAAUUUUCUUUUGUCGCUUUUCGAAAUCAAAAGAUGCAUGAAUGUAGAUGAUGAUGCUGGCAAAAUUGCUCUCAAUCAAUAAAAACUGAAGUGGUCAUACUUCCUAGACAGUGUCAGUUUCCUGCCUUAUUCUAAUUCCCUAUAACGUGAAUAUAACAAAAAGAGGAAGAAUGGAUUGGUUUACGGAUGCCGAAUACAACCAUUCAAAUGCUCAGUCAACACUUCCUAAUGAAAACGAUACUGUGUACCAUGACUUUCAUAAAAAGAACCCUGGCCUUUUUUUACCUUAUCCUUUACAAAACAAGAAUCAGUCUAAUACGGAAUUAUGCUCACUGUCUUCCAGUGUUAUUCAGCUCGGAUGUCAAGCUGAGGAUGAGACUUUAAUAAAUCAGGAUUAUAAAGCGAACCCUGAAACUUCUCCAGCAUUAGUCAUCAGUGACGUCAACGAUCAGUUAUACUGCAUUAAAGAUUAUUCUCACUGCUAUUCUUCAGAAUCAUUAUUCCUACAGAAUACAAAGACAUCACAGUCCUUUGAGGGAUCACAUAUGCCAGUGGCAUACGACUCAAGUGGAGCUUGCUAUUUUUCCAGCAACAGUGCUGAUAACAAGAGGCGAAGGAUUCAGAUAAACUGUACACAGAAAUCUUCAAUCAGUUCAUUCACGCACUCUCAAUACAAUACUAUGCCUAUCAGUUACGAUGAGUAUUUCAUUUCAAGUAGUCGCUUCCACCAUCAAGCUGACAGUAAAUUGCAGAAACCUGAGACUAUCUAUCAACAACCACCGAUUUUCGACUAUUCCGCUUCUGUGGGAUAUCAAGAAGCGGUUAUUGACUCUAAUUCAAAGAGGAAAAAUGACGUGUUGGUGGGAGCGCACACUUUAAUAUGUCGAUGGAAAUCGUGUUAUCUAGCUUUUACAGAUCAUAAAUCUUUUGUAAACCACAUUGAAACAUCACAUGUCGCUUCUCAUAUAUCUAGCAAAGAAUACUGUUGUUAUUGGGAAGGCUGUCGACGUCAGCUAAAACCAUUUAACGCCAGAUAUAAGUUAAUUGUUCAUCUGCGUAUUCAUAAUGGUGAUCGACCGAGUAAAUGCUUAUAUCCUGAUUGCUGUAAAGCAUUUUCACGUUUGGAGAAUUUGAAAAUCCACAUGCGAUCGCACACUGGUGAAAGGCCAUUCAUCUGUCAACAAGACGGCUGUAAUCGCGCGUUUUCAAACAGUUCCGACAGAGCCAAACACCAACGUACGCAUAUACAUACUAAGCCGUAUGCCUGUAAGGUAUUCGGAUGCACUAAAAGGUACACAGAUCCAAGUUCAUUGAGAAAACACUUAAAGUCUCAUUCCAUGCAGGAAUUCAGUGUACAAAAUAAAAACAGUAUGGUACAUGAAAGAAUGUUAAUUAAAAUAAAUAAUAUAUCUAAUUCAGUUACAAGCUGUUCUUCACAAGUGUCUCCUUACACCCCGAACACUGUGGAGAACUCAAAAGAAAUAAACACAGAUCCGCAUAACCUUUUGAAGUAUAACUCAGAUAAAAACAUCACAAAUGACAAUAAACUAUCAUAUGACAACUUAGUUCCUACAGAUCAUGUACAGAACAACUUACAAUAUUCAUUUCCUUAUAUCGUGAAUGCACAAACUGGAACAUGGAUGGAAAACAACAGUUACUUCGCCUGUUCAUGUAAUUCAUCUCAAGAACCCGAAUGGAAUGUUAAGCCCCAGUUUCACUCAAACUAUUACUUCACUGAACCCACACCGUGGAAGGAUGAAGUUACUCCUGUGCUGUCUCCAUCUAUUUGGGAUGCAAAUAAAACAUAUAUGCAGGAUUUUAACACAAGAAGCCAAUGGUGAUUAUGAUUAAGGCCUGGUACAGAACUUUGAGUUCUCCUACAUUUUAACAGUCUGAACAAUUAGAAUUCAGUUGAAAAGAGACUGUGAGCCAGUGAUUAUUUCUUCUAUUUCUUCUUCUUCACUUGUUCACUGACUUAUUUGUCUUUCACCCACUUUACUUUCCUCUACAUACUCAGUGCAAUUACUUCUACAAAACAGAGUGAAAAGUAUUCAGUAAAAACAUUUUUUAUUUAAUGGGUUCCAUUAUUUUUUCAUUGUGACAUAUUUUCUUUUACCUAUUUUCAUAUUGUUGCCGUUUAGUAAUUUACUGGUGUUUAUUUUGGAAUAAAAGUCAGUUUUGGAUACCAGUAGCCAGAUAAACGUUGUGGCCGAAAAAAAUUGCAACAUGACCCCCCAGGUACCAGCCAAAAUCAUUUGUCAUCGCCUAUAUUUAACCUGGUACCCUAAAUUGUACUAAUUUAUGCAUGCAUCAGAUCACUUCCAUUUCUUUUUUUUCCACCAACUACGUACGGACUGAGAUCUUAAACUCAACGGAACUAAAUAGUUUUGACAAACGUGUUGAGUAGGUCGUUUUCCACACAUAUACAAGCGAUAGAUUCACUUUAAUCAAAGCAAAUAUGUCUUGUCUAGUUCUGGUAGAACUAGACUCAACACUUGGUAUUGUACAUCGCAUCAAUAGUAAAAUAAAUAUAUUUUUUCUCUUCGAUUUAAAACUGACGCCUUACUGAUAGUUUCUUUUAAUAAUUUUUGGUUACUGGUAUUGUAUAAUGCUCAUUGAACUGAUUUUUGAUUUAUGAACUUUGUAAUUCGACUGCAUGAAUUCAUUUUAAUACUGUGUUUAUCGUCUGAAAUAUUAUUGUGAUUACUGUCAGACUUCGCCUUAUAUCAUCCAAUUAAAUUAUCAACAAACGACGUUAAUUUUAACAGUCAGUGUAGCGCUUUUAGUUACACACUGAGGAUAUUCAAUCGAAUAACAG